This is a messenger RNA of Rhodamnia argentea, 952 nucleotides long. RefSeq names its product late embryogenesis abundant protein At1g64065-like. The transcript has a single exon. The record is from RefSeq and is a predicted model, not a curated record. Lineage: Eukaryota; Viridiplantae; Streptophyta; Magnoliopsida; Myrtales; Myrtaceae. The coding region runs from base 178 to 738 and encodes 186 amino acids.
AAGCUCUUGAAAAUCUCAUCACAUACCAUUCGAUUCGAUCUCGCUCUCUCUCAUCCCGCAUUGCCGGACUGCCUCCGAUAUCACAAACAGCUCAUAGCAGAGAAAGAAAGGAAGGAAGAUAUAGGCAACAUCAAACCCUCGAAUUGUUGACUUACUCCAAUAACCAAGAAAAGAGUAAUGAGGACAAACGACCCUCGCCGGAAAGGAAAGAUCGUCGCCUGCGUCAUAGCUGCCGUGAUAGCACAGACGGCCAUCAUCCUCCUCUUCAUGCUCCUGGUGAUGCGUAUCCGGAACCCAAAAGUCCGGCUCAACACCGUCUCCAUUGAAAAUCUCAAGCUCAACACUUCGACCACGUCGCCUUCCUUCAGCAUGCAGCUCCAUGCACAGGUCGCCGUCAAGAACACCAACUUCGGCCACUUCAAGUUUGAAAAAACUACCGCGAUGAUAUCCUAUCGAGGUGUUGACGUCGGAAGCGCUGACAUCGUGAAGGCCAAGGUGAGAGCGCUAUCCACAAAACGGAUGAACGUGACGGCGUCGGUCAGUUCCAAAAAAUUCUCAUCGGUCCCGCAGUUCAGGAGCGACGUCAAUUCGGGGAUCUUGACUCUGAAUGGACAUGCCAAGUUGAGUGGAAAGGUGAGGCUGUUCAAGGUUUUCAAGAAGAAGAAAUCUGCGGGAAUGAACUGCACAAUGGACGUGGAUACCAAAGCCAAAGUGAUCAAGAACUUGAAGUGCAAGUGAAAUAAAAUGCAUACAAUGCAUAGUCGUUGUAAUCUGCUUUUCCUCAAUUAAUUUCCUUCUUGUUGGAUUCGGUCGGAUUCUGCGGUUUUCUCUUCUUCUUUUUUGUUUUGCAAGUGUAUGCUAUGCUUCUUUUCUUACGGAGGGGGAUAAUUUUCGAUUGGCCUCUCAUUUGCACAUCCUUUUGUGACAUGAAUUGUUGUUCUUAUCAGAUUGA